Molecule: messenger RNA, 1577 nt
Organism: Bombus terrestris (buff-tailed bumblebee)
Lineage: Eukaryota; Metazoa; Arthropoda; Insecta; Hymenoptera; Apidae
Exons: 4
Coding region: 225-1178 (317 amino acids)
Source: RefSeq, a predicted model, not a curated record
GACCCUGAAUACCGGUUCGGUGUCGAGUUCCGGUUACCAUAGAACUGUGCUGGUUGAAACAGUCGAGUCGCAGGGUUUUAUUGUGCAGGGAGAAAGGAUUGCAAGAAACAUAGUGCAUGGGUAGAGUGGCUUUCGGAAUGUAAUAAUAGUCUCGUAUGUAGAACAUAUUGAGGAUCGUUUAAGGAGUAUGUUGAUAUAGGGGGCCAGAUUUUGUCACUGCAACGAUGCGUCUCCAGAUAUUCAGUUUGCUAUUUUUCGUGAGCGUGCUAGUCGUGCGGCAAGUUUCAGCCCAUGGAAGACUGAUAGAACCACCAUCGAGAGCCUCGAUGUGGAGGUAUGGUUUCGAUACCCCGCACGAUUACAACGAUCAUGAAUGCUAUUGCGGAGGAUUUACCAGACAGUGGCAACGAAAUAAGGGAAAAUGCGGAAUAUGCGGCGAUGCUUGGGACGCGCCAACGCCUCGUCUGCACGAGACCGGUGGCAAAUUCGGGAACGGAGUGAUAGUAAGGAAAUAUCGAACAGGUUCGGUGAUACCGGUUCGCGUGGAACUUACGGCCAAUCAUCACGGUUACUUCGAGUUUCGCACGUGCUCGAUGACCUACAAGGGCAAGGAAGUUGAUCAGGAAUGUCUGGACAAACACCUGCUACGCUCGAAGAACGAAUCGAUCAGAUAUUAUCCCGGGCCUGGAAACAAAAUUUUCGAGGCUUUCUAUAAACUACCAGACGACCUGACUUGCGCCCAAUGCGUCUUUCAAUGGAGAUACGUGGCUGGAAAUAAUUGGGGCGACUGUGGAAACGGAACAGGAGCCGUGGGUUGUGGUCCUCAAGAGGAAUUUCGUGCUUGUGCUGAUAUUAGCAUCGGAGAUGACGUGGAGCCUCUUUCACCUCGACCACCAGCAGAACCACCGACGAAAUCGAUCCCAGAAGAAAAAUCACCAACAGACACAACAUUGGUGCCAGAACCAAGUGGGCCAUAUUGGUUAUUCAGUAUCAUUAUCGCUGGUACGUGCCUGCUGGUUGUGCUGGCGGCUAUGGCAUUGCUUUACUCGUAUUAUUAUCACUCUGGCCGAGCCAAAAAGUGGCUUAUGACGAGGCGGUUGCUGACACCUGAAAGUCCACCUGUCGCUCCACCGAGGCAUAAAAAACACAACACGUUCAAUGCACCAUUGCAGUUGUAGAAGAAUAUUUGUAUUUCAAUGUAGGGUGACCAAAAAAUAAUUUUGUAUACAUUGUCUUUUGAAAACAUUUUACAAUGUCUUUUAAUAUAAUUUUAUACGGUAUAUAUAUAUACAAGAUACACAGAAGAAGAAUUCUUGUUUAAUAUUGAGAAAAAUGGUCACCCUGAUUUAUUGUUACUUGUGAUACAACUUUCCUUCUUAUUCGAUUUUUCACUUGUAAUAAUUCGGACGAUUUUUCUGUCGUACGUAUCUGUACGGUAAAUGUAUAUUUGACACUGUGAUGUAUGCAUGAUGAGGAAGUUCUCGUUUGCGUUUAGAGUAAUACGCGCUCACUUGCACACGCAUUUUCAUUCUGUAUAUAUAAACUUUCUUACAUUAAACAUAUUUAUUUUCUAAGAA